Oncorhynchus masou masou (cherry salmon) is the source of this 2533-nucleotide messenger RNA. RefSeq names its product BTB/POZ domain-containing protein 2-like. Gene Ontology annotation, biological process: neurogenesis. Gene Ontology annotation, molecular function: protein binding. Gene Ontology annotation, cellular component: cytosol; P-body. The transcript has 9 exons. Bases 12 to 1697 code for a protein of 561 amino acids. NCBI's taxonomy places the organism in Eukaryota, Metazoa, Chordata, Actinopteri, Salmoniformes, Salmonidae. The record is from RefSeq and is a predicted model, not a curated record.
UCAGAUUCAAGAUGGCUGCUGGGGAUAACAGCGGCAGGCCUCCCUGCCUAAAUUUAUCCGGCCCAGGGCCUUUAGGAAAUGGCCAGCCCAGCAACAGUGCUUAUUCAAUGCCUAUGUCCAACGGCGGGCCUGUUGGUGCGACCGGAGGGGCUGCAAGGCGCCCCAACCCGCAGUCGGGGCCUGGCGGAGGUGAAAGCGCCGGUGUUGUUGCUGGAACUCCACCGACUGCACAUAACGCGAUUCAGCAAGCGCUAGCUCAAAGCGCCUCGGCAAGAGCGAUGGAGACCUCCGCUACGAACAUGACGUCGAAUGCUUCGGCUGCGAGUGUACCAACGACCCAUUCCUCGUUAUUGUCAGCACCAGCGGCCGCUGCUGUUUUGGUUUACCGGGAACCCGUGUACAAUUGGCAGGCGACGAAAAGUACCGUUAAGGAACGGUUUGCUUUCCUGUUCAAUAACGAGGUUCUGAGUGACGUUCAUUUUCUGGUGGGGAAAGGUAUGGGAGUGCAGCGAAUACCCGCACACCGAUUCGUUCUUGCUGUGGGCAGCGCAGUCUUCGAUGCCAUGUUCAACGGGGGUAUGGCGACCACUUCAACAGAAAUCGAACUGCCAGAUGUCGAACCUGCAGCCUUUCUGGCAUUACUGAAGUUUCUGUACUCUGAUGAGGUUCAGAUAGGACCUGAGACAGUGAUGACCACUCUGUACACGGCUAAGAAGUAUGCAGUCCCAGCCCUGGAGGCCCACUGUGUGGAGUUCCUCAAGAAGAACCUGCGGGCAGACAAUGCUUUCAUGCUGCUCACUCAGGCUCGACUGUUCGAUGAGCCCCAGCUUGCCAGCCUGUGUCUAGAGAACAUCGAUAAGAACACUGGAGAUGCACUCGCCGCUGAGGGCUUCACGGACAUAGAUCUGGAUACAUUGGUGGCUGUGCUGGAGAGGGACACUCUAGGGGUGAGGGAGGUGCGUCUUUUUGUGGCGGCGGUGCGCUGGGCAGAGGCAGAGGCCCACCGACAGCAGCUACAGCCCACUCCAGAGAACAAACGCAGGGUCCUGGGCAAGGCCCUCGCCCUGAUCCGCUUCCCACUCAUGACUAUUGAGGAGUUCGCUGCAGGGCCGGCCCAGUCUAGUAUCCUGACAGACAGGGAGGUGGUGAGUCUGUUUCUUCACUUCACAGUGAACCCAAAGCCCCACGUAGAGUUCAUCGACCGGCCUCGCUGUUGCCUCCGGGGGAAGGAGUGCAGCAUCACACGCUUCGGACAGGUGGAGAGCCGCUGGGGCUACAGCGGAACCAGUGACCGCAUACGAUUUUCAGUGAACAGGAGGAUCUUCGUGGUGGGCUUUGGCCUCUACGGCUCCAUACACGGCCCCACAGACUACCAAGUCAACAUCCAGAUCAUUCAUACAGACAGUAACACAGUGCUGGGUCAGAACGACACAGGCUUCAGCUGCGAUGGCUCGUCCAACACCUUCAGAGUCAUGUUCAAGGAGCCGGUGGAGAUCCUGCCCAACGUCAACUACACAGCCUGCGCCACACUCAAGGGUCCUGACUCUCACUACGGGACCAAGGGCAUGCGUAAGGUGACCCACGAGUCUUCCUCAACCGGCACCAAGACCUGCUUCACCUUCUGCUACGCCGCGGGCAACAACAACGGCACCUCGGUAGAGGACGGACAGAUACCCGAGGUCAUCUUUUACACAUAGUCCCCUCUGACCUGACCGUAUGACCUCAGUGGGCUCGGGGAUCACAGGACUGCUGAGACUCUGACCCUGUUUGAAUAUGUAUCAAAUGCCUAUCUUCACCCUGUGGACCUUCCUUGGUGAUGUAAGGAGGGAGGGAGGGGGCGAGAAGGCAUUUGUCAACUAUUCAAACAUGGUAUUUUUCUUUCUCUCAACUCCCUCCUUCCAUUACCCACCGAACGUGGAGAGGAGCCUGUUUGAUGUUGAGGGGGAGUAAAUUCUGAGUCGGCUUGUUUUUACUGUUACUAUGACAGUCGUCGUGUCUGCUUCCAGAGUCCUGGGGUUAAGUCCCAGAAUGGACUGGUGGAAGAGUCUUAAACUUGUCAGAAGUAUUUACAUGGGAAAAGGAAGAAAGCUUGGCAUGCAUUUAGUACCAUGCAUUUAGUCUGCCUGUAUCCAAAAGCAUACGAAAGAUUGAGAUGUAUCCAGGGGCUCUAAUGUAUGUAUAGACUGUUACACUACCACUCAGAAGGGUUUCUUCAAAUAGGCUCCAUCUCUGAUCAGCGACCCACCAUACUUCAGACUAUUCCAGUCGCUAUUCCUUUGCUCUAGCUCUUCAGGGAGUACAAAUAUGAAUGGACUGGAUAAAUGUGUGGGAGUUUUCUACUCAGCCCAUUGAAGGGCUGGUGGGGGCAAUCACAAGCUUAUACUUUUCCUAUCUCUUCAGAUCUGUACCACGGAAGGAAAUAAGAGACUGGAAUGGGAUUGGGCCUCUUUGUCCAUUCCACACGGGAGUUGUGAUGGAAAUAACCCAGUCUCUCCCUGCUUCAAUGGGGAGUCACAGCCCAGGGCCAUGUGAC